AUGGCUGACAUGCAGCCGUCACGUCAGUAUGCUCGAUCCCGAGUACCGCUCUUCGUGCGGAGAUACGCGAACGACAUUGGACGCUGUGCGCGCGCAGCUUCAUUCCCCCUACGCGGCAUUUGGUACUUUCUGCGCAACAAGGAAUUCUACCCAUUGUUCCUCAGCCGCUUACUGCCUCUCUCCAUCAUCUCUGUUCUUGUCUAUGUCAUUCUCUUCACCUUUACCUUCCUACCACAACUCGCCCUCCUCGCCAUUUUCCAGGGCAGAAGCGCCUGGCUCAAUGCCACGAUCCUGGUGCUUGGAGAAGGUCUCGUCGUAAUCCAAGGACUCUUUGAGGGCUUCUUCGUCGAUGAGGCUCGUGUUGAUGUGUUCGACGCUACUCUGAUCAAGUACUCGCACACCGACCUCGUUUCUCCUCAUCGAAUCCUAUUUCCUGAUGCGCCGACCGCCAUAAAGAUGCUGGGGAAACCCACCAGUUCCGCCAUCUACACACCAUGGAGCAUGAUCCAGAUCAUCGAGGUCAUCGUGUUCCUGCCUCUGAACUUCAUUCCCAUUUUCGGCGCACCUGCCUUUAUCAUCAUCACUGGAACGCGCCUCGGCAAGCUUGCACAUUACCGCUGGUUUCAGCUGCGGGGCCUCAGCAAAAAAGAGAUGAAGCAAGAGAUCAGCUCGAGAGUUUGGGAGUACGUGUGGUUUGGGACUGUGGCCAUGAUCUUGGAGCUCAUCCCCGUCUUCUCGUUUUUCUUCUUGCUCACAACAAGCGCGGGCUCUGCCAUGUGGGCGGCGCGGAUCGAGGACGAGAAGAGGCGGUUGGCCGUUGGUGAUUUGGUAGGUGACGGCGGCCCGUCCGCUUCUUCGCCGUCGCAAGCAGUGUCACCACCAGCCUACGAGGAUGAUCCCGUGUAG
Messenger RNA from Verticillium nonalfalfae, 906 nucleotides. RefSeq lists its product as uncharacterized. The transcript is spliced from 2 exons. Gene Ontology annotation, cellular component: ascospore wall; prospore membrane; lipid droplet. NCBI's taxonomy places the organism in Eukaryota, Fungi, Ascomycota, Sordariomycetes, Glomerellales, Plectosphaerellaceae. The record is from RefSeq and is a predicted model, not a curated record. The coding region runs from base 1 to 906 and encodes 301 amino acids.